AUGAAAUUCUUAAUAAGACGAUUAAAGUUGGCAUAUGCUCUUGAGAAACCUUGUCCUGAGGCUCCCAGUUCUGAGGUAGCAACGGACGAGGCUACUUUAAUUAAAGAACAAAUUGCCAAAUGGCAAGAUGAUGAUUACUUAUGCAAGAAUUAUAUUCUUGGGGGAAUGUCCAAUAAAUAUUAUGAUCAAUAUUAUCUUAAGUGCAAAUUUGCUAAGGAGAUUAAGGAUACUCUUAAAGCUAUCCAUUUAACAGAAGAGGCGAGUUCAAAGAAAUUUCUUGUUUCAAAUUAUAUGAAAUUCAAAAUGGUUGAUGACAAGUCAAUCACUGAACAAGUACAAGAAUUUCAACUUGUAGCUAAUAACAUUGCUAUAUCUGAAAUUGCUCUUGAUGAAAACUUUCAUGUUGGUGCUAUUGUCUCAAAACUUCCUCCAUCUUGGAAGGAGUACAGAAGCAAACUCUUGUACAAGAAGGAAGAUUUGACUCUUGCACAAUUAUUGCAACACUUGCAAAUUGAACAAGAGACACGAUAUCGUGACAAUAACAUCUUGAAACAACCUAUCAAGAAAGCUCAUGUUGUUGAAGAAAAAUCUACCAAGAAGGAACCUGACAAUAAUAAAUUUUGA
Messenger RNA from Solanum stenotomum, 624 nucleotides. RefSeq lists its product as uncharacterized. NCBI's taxonomy places the organism in Eukaryota, Viridiplantae, Streptophyta, Magnoliopsida, Solanales, Solanaceae. Bases 1 to 624 code for a protein of 207 amino acids. The transcript has a single exon. The record is from RefSeq and is a predicted model, not a curated record.